UCAGCCUUGGUUUUUCUAAUGACGAAGAUGACGGAUACUACCAUAUGGGUAGUACCUGCCAUAUAUCUUUGAUAUCUUCUCCUCCUCUUCGAUAACAAAGUUGAAGAAGCCAGUUGCUACGAAGAUAUCCGUGGUUCGAUAUAUUAUCUCUCCAUCCUUCGCUCGAUGGUAAAAAACGGCAGUGACCCGUUUGAUGCUGUGUGGGGCCCUUAUCUUUUAUUUCCUUCGUCUUCCUUCUCUAUAGUGACGAAGAAGAUAACGAUCACGAUGGCGUCUGGGCUUUUAAUUCGAUAUAUCCGGCCUUCACUAGAUUAUAAGAACGGCAAGAAUGGCAGUGACCUAUUCGAUAGUGCCCGUGGCUUACUUUCUAUAUCCUUCGUCUUCCCUUUCUUUGGUGACGACGACGACGAAGAUGAUGACGAUCACGAUGGCGUCUGGGGUUUUAUUCUCAACAUCUCCGGCCUUCGUUCGAUGAUAAAAACGGCAGCGACCACCUAUUCAAUGGUGUGUGUCCUUCUUAUCUCUGAUAUCGUGUGCUUUUCCGUUCUAUGGUAAAGACGAAGAUAUGAUCACGAUGGCGUCAAGGCUUACAUAUUCGAU
Aspergillus neoniger CBS 115656 is the source of this 600-nucleotide messenger RNA. RefSeq lists its product as uncharacterized. Bases 268 to 555 code for a protein of 95 amino acids. The transcript has a single exon. Lineage: Eukaryota; Fungi; Ascomycota; Eurotiomycetes; Eurotiales; Aspergillaceae. The record is from RefSeq and is a predicted model, not a curated record.